Molecule: messenger RNA, 2449 nt
Organism: Ceratotherium simum simum (southern white rhinoceros)
Lineage: Eukaryota; Metazoa; Chordata; Mammalia; Perissodactyla; Rhinocerotidae
Gene: NOA1
Product: nitric oxide associated 1
Molecular function (GO): GTP binding
Source: RefSeq, a predicted model, not a curated record
CUAAAAGGGAACAAACCCUCACUCACUAGCCUUUUUUGCCCCCUCAGCUAAGUCUAGGCCGUCGGUACCUUUGCCGCAGCUUUAAGUGGGUUCUGAAGCCUCAGAGCCUUCAUCGCGAUAACUCACGGGAUUAGGCGCUGGAGGAGGAGACGAAGUGCGGCGGCUGACAAAUGACAGCUCUCAGGUAGCCGCGGCCUUGCCUGUAGGUCUUAACGCGCGCCUCUGGCCCCAGUGCGCGUGCGCGCACGUGGCUCCGCCCCUUUGCUCGGGACCGUGUUCCCCAUGCUGCCCGCACGCCUAACUGGUAGGCUUCUGUGCGGCUUCCUGCGGGGAUCCGCACCGAAGGUAGCGCGCCAUGGCCUCCGGGAGCCGCUCCUCGAGAGGACAUGCGCGGCUCCCUUCUCUUGCCGGCACUCAUCGGGCCUGGGACGUGGGCUUCCUCGUGACCCGACAGGGACUGGGGGUUACGAAGGAAGGGCUGACAUGGAGGAGCAUUUUCUGUUCCCCGAGUACGUCCCGGAGCCGGAGCCCGCACCGACCCCCGAAAAGCAGCUGCAAGAGCUGCAGCAGCGGCAGGAGGAGGAAGAGCGACAGAAGCAGCAGCGGCGGGAGGAGCGGUGGCAGCAGAAACUACGGGCCAGCCGCCGGGGGCACCCGGUCGUGGGGCACCCGGACCCGACGGUGCCGCCCAGCGGCCUGAACUGCUCGGGCUGCGGGGCGGAGCUGCACUGCCAGGACCCCGGCGUGCCCGGCUACCUGCCCAGCGAGAAGUUCCUCAGCGCGGCGGCGCAGGCCGACGGCGGGCUGGCGCGGACCGUGUGCCAGCGCUGCUGGCUGCUGGUGCACCACCGGCGCGCCCUGCGCCUGCAGGUGAGCCGCGAGCAGUACCUGGCGCUGGUGAGCGCCGCGCUGCGGCGGCCCGGGCCCGCCCUGGUGCUCUACAUGGUGGACCUGCUCGAUCUGCCCGACGCCCUGCUGCCCGACCUGCCUGCGCUGGUGGGCCCCAAGCAGCUGAUCGUUCUGGGGAACAAGGUAGACCUGCUGCCCCAGGACGCUCCCGGCUACCGGCAGCGGCUCCGGCAGCGGCUGUGGGACGACUGUGCCCGCGCAGGGCUCCUGCCGCUCCCUGGCCACCGAGGGCCACAAGACGAGGAGAAUUCGAACCCUUCGGCCAGGUGCCGCACGGUGCUCAGGGAUGUGCGGCUCAUCAGCGCCAAGACUGGCUAUGGAGUUGAAGAGUUGAUCUCCGCGCUUCAGCGCUCCUGGCGCUACCGUGGUGACGUCUACCUGGUUGGCGCCACCAACGCUGGCAAGUCCACUCUCUUCAACACGCUCCUGGAGUCCGAUUACUGCAUCGCCAAGGGCGCUGAGGCUAUCGACAGAGCCACCAUCUCCCCUUGGCCUGGUACUACGUUAAACCUUCUGAAGUUUCCUAUUUGCAAUCCAACUCCUUACAGAAUGUUUAAAAGGCAAAAAAGGCUUAAAAAAGAUGCAGCUGAAGCUGAAGAAGAUCUUAGUCAGCAAGAACAAAAUCAACUUAAUCUCUUGAAAAAGCAUGGCUAUGUAGUAGGAAGAGUUGGAAGAACAUUCUUGUAUUCAGAAGAACGGAAGGAUGAAGCUCCCUUUGAGUUUGAUGCUGAUUCACUUGCCUUUGACAUGGGAAAUGAACCUGUUGUGGCAGAUAAAUCCACCAAACGAGUACAGUUGACCCCAGAAGAUGUGAAAGAUGCCCACUGGUUUCAUGACACCCCUGGAAUUACAAAAGAAAAUUGUAUUUUAAAUCUUCUAACGGAAAAAGAAGUAAAUAUUGUUUUGCCAACACAUUCCAUUGUUCCAAGAACUUUUGUGCUUAAACCAGGAAUGGUUCUAUUUUUGGGUGCUUUAGGCCGCAUAGAUUUUCUGCAGGGAUAUCAGUCAGCUUGGUUUACAGUUGUGGCUUCCAACUUCCUUCCUGUGCACAUUACUUCCUUAGACAAGGCAGAUGCUGUGUAUCAGAAGCACGCGGGUCAUACGUUACUCAAGGUUCCAAUGGGUGGAGAAGAACGAAUGGCAGGAUUUCCUCCUCUUGUUGCUGAAGACAUUACGUUAGAAGAAGGACUUGGGGAAACUGAGGCAGUGGCUGACAUCAAGUUUUCCUCUGCAGGUUGGGUUGCGGUAACGCCUCAUUUUAAGGACAGACUGCGUCUCCGAGGCUAUACACCUCAAGGAACAGUUCUGACGGUCCGGCCUCCUCUCUUGCCACAUAUCGUUAACAUCAAAGGAGAGCGUCUCAAGAGAAGUGUGGCCUAUAAAAUCAAGAAGCCGCCUUCCCUUGUGUACAAUCUGCAGAAGAAGAAACAACAGAUAAAUAUAUGAAACUGACCUUGUUCAGGUCAAAUGCUAACUAUAUUAAACAUAACUGCAUACAUUGAAUUGUAUUAAAUAGAGCUAUAAUAAAGCCCCCUUGCUU